This is a messenger RNA of Botrytis sinoallii, 2406 nucleotides long. RefSeq lists its product as uncharacterized. The transcript is spliced from 3 exons. The record is from RefSeq and is a predicted model, not a curated record. Bases 1 to 2406 code for a protein of 801 amino acids. Lineage: Eukaryota; Fungi; Ascomycota; Leotiomycetes; Helotiales; Sclerotiniaceae.
AUGGCGCCCACAGCGGCCGAUCCAAAAGAUCUCAAACUUAUUCUCAACCCUGCACGUCGAAGAGCCCUCAACAUCCUAAUCGGAUCCAUCACAGAACACAUGCGCAAAAUAAUUACAGAUUCUUUUUCUAACCCCUCAAAUCAACCAAACUCCAAUCUAAACAACAACAUUGCAGGAUCUAAUCCAAAUGUCUCUUCCUACCCAAAUGUCCACUAUUCCAACACCUCCUCGCCCGCUUCAACACCAACUUCGGAACGCGCUCAAGAAACAGCCCCACAACGCCGUCUUGAAGCCCGUCUAAAUCAAAAUCUUUCAAGGCCCAAACUACAAGCUUUGGAAAAAGCAGCUCUGAAUUACUUCGAUUCUUGGCGUGAUUCAAUUAUCACACAAUUAGGCAAAAUUUUGAAUUCCCCAGAUGAUCCCCGUGCAGAUCAAAAAAAGAAAGAGUUUCUCGCUUCGAGGCCGCCGCCUCCUUAUAGCCCCGCUUCCAAUAACAACAAUGAACAAAGCAAAGACAUCCUAGCUUUCCAGACCCUCUACCCUCCAAUCCCCACCCGUCUAACUACCAUUUCCCUUCAAGACCGCAUCCACAUAGUCUCAAGUCUUCUCAUUAUCGUUCUCUCCCUCGGAACCUACUCUGCCCAUUCCCGCGUUCUUCUCUGCACACUCACUAGUUCCCUCUCUCUCCCCCCUUCCCUCCUCACCCACGAGGAAAUCCAAACCUCGCGCACUCUCCUUCUAGCCUCCAAAGCUGCCCUCAACGCCGACGCCGAAACCGCCGCUCGCGCAACCCAGAAUACGUCUUCCCGUCGUUGGAAAGUCGGGCUUGCCUCUGUAGCAGGCGCCGCUUUGAUCGGUGUCACCGGCGGGCUUGCGGCUCCCGUAGUCGCUGGUGCUAUUGGGGGACUCAUGGGCUCGGUUGGUUUAGGAGGCUUGGCGUCUUUCCUGGGCGUUUUUUGUAUGAAUGGGGCGCUGGUGGGAACGUUUUUUGGAGCGUACGGAGCACGGAUGACGGGGGAAAUGAUGGAUAAGUAUGCGAGGGAGGUGGAGGAUUUUAAGUUUCUGGAUGUUAAAGGAGAAUGGGGGGAAUUUGGGACGAAAGAGGAAGAAGAGGUGGAGAAAAGGAGGUUGAGGGUGCUGAUUGGGGUUAAUGGGUGGGUGGGGGAGGAGAGGGACAUUAUUAGGCCGUGGAGAAAACUUGCUACAAGCGAGGGAGACGAGGAUAAUGGGCAUGGAUGUGAGGUUUUUGCGCUGAGGUAUGAAACCAAUGCAUUGGUAGAGUUGGGAAAUAGUUUGAAGGAUACGGUUGGGAGUUAUGCGUGGUCGAUGGUUAAAAUGGAGAUCUUGAAACGGACCGUUCUGGCUACUUUAUGGGGAGCAUUGUGGCCAGUCUACUUAUUGAAGAUGGCUACUGGGAUUGAUAAUCCUUUUGCGAGAGCUAAGAGAAGGGCCGAGAAAGCUGGAGAAGUCCUGGCCGACGCGCUCAUCAAUAGAGCUCAAGGAGAACGUCCGGUUAUGCUAGUUGGAUACUCAUUAGGGAGUCGGGUAAUCUACUCGUGCCUCCGCUCUCUCGCCGAACGCCACGCCUUCGGUCUCAUCGACAGUGUGGUGCUAAUCGGCUCUCCAAUCCCCUCGUCGACUCUUUCCCUUCUCCCCCUCCGCACCGUCAUCUCCGGACCCCUCUUGAACGUUUACAACCCCUCUGAUCUUCUCCUCGCCUUCCUCUACCGUUUCACCUCCCUACAGUACGGAAUUUCUGGUCUACAACCAAUUGAGCACAUUGAAGGCGUCACCAAUAUCGACGUGAGUUCUAAACUCAAUUCGCACCUGAAAUACGAAGGGGUCAUUGAUAGGGUUUUGGGGACCUACGUAUUUCCCAGCAUGAGUAGUGUUAAUGAGGAGAAAUGGGAGAAUGGAGGAGAGGGAGAAGAAGGCAUUUCAAUGAUUGAUGGCGAGGGCCGGGUCAAGAAGGAUGGAAUAGAGGAAGAGCUAUUGAUUGAUUUUGGAGAGGUAGCGGAACUGGAAGCCCAUGUUCCAUUGCCAUCCGGACAAUUGGAUAACAAGAAUUCCAACAUCCCUUCGACUACUAGUAACUCGUAUGAUCUGGAAGACUUAUUAGGCUCGCCAGCAACCCCGACAGAAACAGUCACAAGUACGACUAAAAGUAUCUCAGGUACUCAUUUCGCUUCACACUCAAACGGCACUAUAUCACCCAGCAUUACCACAACCACAGCUACACUUGCCACACCAAAUACCACCACUCCUUCCUCGCCAUCUCCUUCUUAUUAUUCAUGCUCCGAAGACGAAGGAGGAAUCAAAAUGAUCGACAACGAUGAUGAUCUAGAUAUGCAUAUACAAUUGACCGCUCCAGAAACCCCAUCUACGUCAUCCAAGAAUGAGGUUUGA